Messenger RNA from Salarias fasciatus (jewelled blenny), 1860 nucleotides. Its product is annotated as ceramide synthase 2-like. Lineage: Eukaryota; Metazoa; Chordata; Actinopteri; Blenniiformes; Blenniidae. Gene Ontology annotation, biological process: ceramide biosynthetic process. The coding region runs from base 342 to 1508 and encodes 388 amino acids. Gene Ontology annotation, molecular function: DNA binding; sphingosine N-acyltransferase activity. Gene Ontology annotation, cellular component: membrane. The record is from RefSeq and is a predicted model, not a curated record. The transcript has 11 exons.
GCACACGUCAUUACGCAUUCAUGCACGAGUCACUUCAUUACACGCUGGACAACAAGGCCCCGUUUUGGGCCAAAACAAACAAAAACACAUCUGAAACCAGAAGAAAUGCUGGUUGCUCUGUAACGAGGUGAGGCUGGCGCGCGGCUCGGCCGAGAGUCUCCUGUAAAGUGAAGUGAGCAGCAGCAGAUUAUGGCACAUUAUCGCCAGAGCUAACACUCCGACACAGGCCAAGCCUCCAGCACCCUGGGUCAUCUCUUCACUCGGGACAUCUCCUGCCAUUCCUGCUGUCUUCACUGACAGUGGCUGGAACCUGAAGGCCUGGAGAUCCACAAAACAGCAGAAUGAUGCUGUCAGGGCUGAGUGAGUGGUUCUGGCAGGAGCGGCUGUGGUUUCCGGAGGGCCUGGGCUGGGCUGACCUGGAGGACCGCGAUGGACGAGUCUACGCCAAGGCCCACGACCUGUGGGUGGCGCUUCCCAUCGCCCUCAUGUUCCUCAUUAUCCGUCAGAUCUUUGAAAGGACGGUGGCGACGCCCUUGGCCUCUCUACUCGGGGUGAAAGAGACCGUGCGGCUCAAAGCCCCCCACAACUCAACACUGGAGUCCUACUACUGUAACAUUACCAAAAACCCCACACAGUCUUCAGUAGCGAGCCUUUGCAAGCAGACGGGCUAUUCGGAAAGACAAGUCCAGCGAUGGUUCAGAAGGCGAAGGAACCAGGACAGACCGAGCCUGCUGAAAAAGUUCCGAGAGGCCAGUUGGAGAUUUACCUUUUACCUUCUUGCUUUCAUUGCUGGCCUGGCCGCCCUCAUCGAUAAACCUUGGCUGUACGACGUGAAGGAGAUGUGGGAAGGCUUUCCUGUGCUGACCCUGCUGCCAUCUCAGUAUUGGUACUACAUGAUUGAGCUCGGUUUCUACGGCUCUCUGCUUUUCAGUGUGGCUUCCGAUGUCAAACGCAAAGACUUUAAGGAGCAGAUCGUCCACCAUGUUGCGACCAUCCUCCUCAUCAGCUUCUCCUGGUGCGUCAACUACAUUCGAGCUGGAACUCUCAUCAUGCUGGUGCACGACUCCUCUGAUUACUUCCUCGAGUCUGCAAAGAUGUUCAACUACGCUGGGUGGCGAAAUGCUUGCAACUACAUUUUCAUCGUAUUUGCUGCAGUCUUCAUCAUCACUCGCCUGGUUUACUUCCCUUUCUGGAUCGUUUACUGUACGUGGGUUUACCCCGUCACCAUCUAUGAGCCCUUCUUCGGCUACUACUUUUUUAACGGACUGUUGAUGGUUCUUCAGUGUCUACAUAUCUUCUGGGCUGUACUCAUCAUCCGCAUCGCAGUCCGCUUCCUCACCCAUAAUGAAAAAGUGGAUGAUGAAAGGAGCGACAAAGAUGAAACAGACGAAUCGGAAGAGGAGGAGGAGGAGGAAGAGCAGGCAGAGGACAAAAAACACACCAAGAAAAAUGGGCCCAUGCUGAACGGCCACUCGGUCCACAACAACAACCACAGCAAGACGGAGUGAAAACAAACAAGUGUGCGAGACGGACUCAUAUCCCUCAGCGGGGGAGGAAGAGGAGGGAGAGGGAUGAAAAGAGAGAGAGAGAAAUGAAGGGAGGGAGCACGUGAUCCCCCUCCGAACCGAGAACAGCAGACAUCCGAGGAAAUUAAACACUGUUACUUCACACAAAAUCACACGUAUUCGUUCGUACUUGUAGAGGACACGGCAGAGAUCCAGCAGAUGAUAAACACUACAAUAAGUGGCACAGCUUCUUCGCUUUGUCAUCGGAAAAAUAAAUCGUUGCCUUUGUUUGAUGUUAGUCCCUAAAAAAAAAAAAAAAAAAAAAAAAAAAUCUUCAAGGAGACAGGGGAGAAAA